GCUUCAUUUGAGAAAGAUCUUCGAGAUGGCGUCCAUACGCUCGAGCGGACGAAACAUUGGUGGUCAAGCUCUAAAGCCAGCGUCUCUGCGAACAUAAGUGGCAGUGUGGUGUAUGCCAGAGGGUUGACUGAUUUGGUUCUGCGCAAAACUCACCUUUGCCAUCGCGACCUGCCAGAGACCCUACAGCUCGAUUACAUCCGGUUGCUGAAAUGGAGAGCUCGUGCUUUUCACAUGAUAGCUACAUCAUCCGUUCUUCUCACCACGAAUCCGACUAAGGCGCAACCGAGAGUCACUGUGGGCCAAAGACGCAGAACGGUUGAUGUCGUUAGACCUUCUCAGUACCGAUGUUUCCCGCGUCAUCUCAUUAAUCGAGUCAUCUCACAUAAUGCCAGAGACCAUCAAGGAGGGUUUGCCCAACUUUGUGGGUCGAGUCCUGCCUCCUGCUAUUGCUACGGCCAAGAAUGCAGAUACCGCUGAGCGAGAUCGCCAAGAUGCCGUUCAUAGCCAGUCUGACUAUCAUCCUUCGGAAGACGAGCCGACGAUUGCUGGAGACGUUUUCACGGAACAGAUCGCCAGCUUCUUGCUAAAAUCACUGCGCGAACACGUUUUCGCGAGGCUGUCUGCCAUCGGGACUGCGGAGCGAGUUCGAACCACCACAAGUGCUGCGGAAGUACUUGCCAGAGCGGGCAUGCCAGAGUUUUUGGAAGAGGUCAAUCUUCUCAUCGAUGCGCUUGACAGGAUUCGCUCCGUCGAUCUUAAAGCUCAUGGCAAAUGGUACGAUCAGGUCGCUGCCGAAGUUUCAUGAUUGAUGACUGCGUUGAAUUGUUAGUGAUGCAAAAUGAGACAGGUUGUGGUUACUACUGGCGCUUGUUUGAGCAGUUAUCGUCUGCUGCGGGACGGUGUAUUGAGGGCCCUGUUCGUGUUCGUGACUGUUCUGCAUCCCUGGACUUCGUAUGUCUCAUGAGAUUUGCGCAUACUGUGUACACAGAUACGCGACCACCCUGAUGACGGGGUUUGAUUGACGGGGUUUGAUUGACGGGGUUUGAUUGACGGGGUUUGAUUGACGACGUUGAUAAUAUGACGAACUGAUACAUCCAAGCAUGACUUGCA
Exophiala oligosperma is the source of this 1110-nucleotide messenger RNA. RefSeq lists its product as uncharacterized. The record is from RefSeq and is a predicted model, not a curated record. NCBI's taxonomy places the organism in Eukaryota, Fungi, Ascomycota, Eurotiomycetes, Chaetothyriales, Herpotrichiellaceae. Bases 320 to 805 code for a protein of 161 amino acids. The transcript has a single exon.